This is a messenger RNA of Medioppia subpectinata, 936 nucleotides long. Lineage: Eukaryota; Metazoa; Arthropoda; Arachnida; Sarcoptiformes; Oppiidae. The record is from the annotation of a GenBank genome assembly.
CAGUGAUUGAAUGGCAAACGACAACAAAUGACUCAAUAAUUGAUUACAUUUUGUCAUUCAAAUCAACACUUAAUCCAAACCAAUAGACCUUUAAUCGAGUGAAACACGUGUUGAGAACUGGUCUCCUAUUGGUUGAGCGACACAAUGGGUCGACGCAAACACGUGUCUAAUAAUUCAUUGUUGAAGAGUGUGUUAAGAAAGUCGCAUAAUUUGUCUCAAGACAUGUCGAAAGCCAAUCGUGUAACUGAUUCCGUGUCAAGAGAUGUGGAGAUACUCUUCGAGUCACUCGUUAGGGACAUACGAUCUCUGGACCAAUACGUGGAUCAAAUAGAGACUGACCAUCUGAUCGGUGCGAUAGAAGAGGUGUUGUUAUUGUCAGCGCCGACACAAAGUGAGGAACAAUCGGUGGACGGUUUGGCGGCAGUGAAUCGCGUCAACGCUAUCACCGGCACAAUAGCCCGACUUCUGCCCCCAAUCCCAACCGAUGGCGACACCGAUUCGUACCGUCCGUUACGGGACGCUCUUCAGCGCUAUAUCGGGGCCACCGCUGGUCUGCCACUCGUCGGCGAGACGCGAGUCGAUGCAAACGUCGAUGAAAGCAGUAGUUGUGGUGAUCCGGACAACGAUAGGGCCCCCACUGCGAGCCCACAGUCCGAUCACAACACCGGUGACAGCCUUUCGGCAAAUUGACCGACGAGUUCCUCAUCGGCCGAUACCACUGGUCUGUCGUUAACCGAUGAACACAUUGACAGCGGUUCUCAUUCGGACGCUUCAUCCCAUCGAUGUUCCAGUCAGUCGUCCACUCAUUGAUCUGUUUUUGUUUUUAUACACAUUUUUGGGCAAAUAUUAAAGGAUUAUGUAAUGAAUGUGUCAUUAAUUAGAAUAUUGUUUGUAUUUUGUGUCCAAAAAUCGGUGAAUAAAUGAAUUGAAAGAAAA